Molecule: messenger RNA, 216 nt
Organism: Rodentolepis nana
Lineage: Eukaryota; Metazoa; Platyhelminthes; Cestoda; Cyclophyllidea; Hymenolepididae
Source: the annotation of a GenBank genome assembly
AUGUUGGAAGAGCAAAAAGUAAGAGAGAUGACGGAUAACUUUUAUUUCCGUACCGCAGCAACACAGGCAUGCCCAUGCACCGACCGAUUAGGGGCGGAAGAGAAGGAGGAGGAGGCGGAGCAGGAGGAGGAGGAGGAGAAAAUGGAAAGUGGGACCUUGAGAAAUGUCACUAAAUCCGGUCGGAUUUUGAAUGUGCCCUUUACUGGAAUUGCCUAG